This is a messenger RNA of Paramecium octaurelia, 3002 nucleotides long. NCBI's taxonomy places the organism in Eukaryota, Ciliophora, Oligohymenophorea, Peniculida, Parameciidae. The record is from the annotation of a GenBank genome assembly.
AAUUAAUGAACCAUUCUAUAGACUAUUAUAAUAAAUAGUAACAAAAGCUAUAUGAAUACAUGGUCAGCCUAACUCAGAAUGUGACUGGAGUGGAGAAAAUAGUAAGUUUAAUUUUUGAUCAUAGUUUUAAGAUUUGAUCAAAUGUUUACAUGCAUUUAGUCAGGAAAUAAAGGUAGUUGGUGAGAAAAUGCAUACUCAAAUUAGUUGCGGAAAUGAACCUGAUAUUUUAGUUUGUUUAUAUCAAUAAGUGAGCAAUUACUUAUUAAGAUUAUCACAAAAUUGGGAGUCCACAGCUUAGAAGUUAAAAAGCGAAAUUGCAGAACCAUACACUCAAUUUGUUCUAAAUUUUAGAUAAACAAAUCGAACUUUGAACUCAGAAUCAAAAAAACAGGUGACUGAAAUAUGGGAAACCAGAAAGGAGUUGUGUAAAACCUAAGAUGAAUAUUGGAAAAUAAUGAAAUAAUUUGAAUAAAAAAGCUAAUAGACACAAGAGAUGAUAGAUUUGAUAGAGAAAGGCAGCGCUACAAGAGAAGAUUUUUAGAAAUAAUUUGCCAGUUCUUUAAAAUUGUAGGAAUUGGUUGAUGAGUCAGAAAAAGAUUAUAAAAAGUUAUUAACAAUAACAAAUGAGAAAUGGAAAUCAUUCCAUGAAGAAUGGGAUAAUAUAUUUGCAAAUGUGGGGUUGAAUGAAUAAAGUAGGUAUUCAAAAUCAAAUUUAUACUAUAUAGAAUAAUGUUUACAAAAUAAACUGUUAGUUCCUUAUUAAAAUUAUUACCCUUUGAUAAAGACUUAACUCAAAUAGAAGAAAAGGUUACAGAUUUGGAAAUUAAACUGAAAGAGGAUCCUAAAAUACCUAUACUUAAAUUGAUAGAAAAAAAAAUGGAAAUCAAAGAUAGUAGGCAUUAAGUAAUAUAAUUAGCAUUUAAGUUUUAAUUCGAGGAAUUUAUUAGCUAUGAGUAGUGGAAGAAGAUAAACAUCAAUUCAGAAUAUAGUGUUCCGAUUCAACAGAUCUAACCCUAAUGGUAAAUAGUCGGAGACAAAAUCUUAGAAGAUGAAAAGAAAUUCGUUGAUAAGUAUCUCACUUCAUUGUUCACACUUGAUACUACUGAUAAAAGUGAGUAACUUAUUAAAAUUAAGCAAAUUCUGGAGAAAUAAUCAGGCAGAAACUACUUUAUUAAUUAAUUAAUUCAAUUUCAUUCUAAAUCAAUUGAGGAGAAAUAAUCCUGUAUAUAUUAGUAAUACCUUAGCUUUUUAUUUGACAUUAUCAAAUGAACAAUUUUAGGAGGUAACAUAAUUGAUAAGACAUUGGUUAAAUUACAUUGAUUUGAACAAUCUUUAUGAAUCAGAAGACCUUUAUGAUUUAUUACUUAAAUCUAUAAGGAUAGUACGGAAAGAGGGUAGAGAUCGAAUCAAUCUUGCAUCUCAAUUAUCAGAUAUAGCACUAUGGAGGAAGAUAGAAAAAUGGAUAGAACUAUUUUAAUAUAUCAAUGCGAAGAAAGUAGAUGAAAAGAGAAAGCAGGUUGAAUUAUUGAAAUAACAAAAUUAAAAUAACAUAGUUUAGAAAGGCUUCAAAAUGAUAGGAUCAAUUUUUAGGAAUUCAGGAGCUAACCAAUAAACCUAAUUUGAACUUAAUGAGAGUUAGAUAUGUUACAUGAUAAUGGAGGAAAUCAACUUAUUUUUGACUUCAUUAAAAUUAUCAUCUGAUUUAUCCACUGAAAUCAUAAUACAGAUAGCAUUUUAAUAGCCGAGAUUCGAUAAAGAACAUGUCAAAAAGUUAUUAGAGAAACAAGAAGAUCUUCAUAAUACUCAAUGGAAAAAAUUGUUUAAAUCAGGGAAAAUUGUGUUGACCUAAAAAUCAGAGAAGUAUGAUCGAAAGAACAUGGAGCAAUAUUAAAACAAAGUCGUACAAGUCUUUGGUGCAGCAAUGAAGUAAUAUAUUCAAAUAAUAUUAGAUAUUUAACUAUUGAUGAUUAGCCAUGGCAUUUGUUAUUAAUAAAUAGACAAUUUAGCAUGUAAUUAAAAAAUAAGAUAAAAAAGUUUUAUUUAGCUAAUGGGCAGAUAUUGUUUAGUGAAAAAACACAUUAAUUAAGAUUAAAAUUAAUAGCAUAAGUAUUAAAAUUGGAAUAAAUGAAAAUUGAUUAUGUUGAAAUGAAGACUAAAGUUGGGUUAGAAAUGGAUAUCAAUUAAUUAUAUGAGGAGACUAUUAAGUUGGAUGUUCAAAGAAGUCUGCAUCUUCACAAAGACAAAAUUAAUUCUUCGGUACUUUAGAGUUUAUUAAGAAUAUAUGCAUUUUAUCAUUAAGAAGUUGGAUAUUGCUAAGGAAUGAAUUAUAUUGCAGGCUAUUUGUAUCUAAACUUUUAAGAUCAAGAAAUUGCAUAUAAGGCUUUUGAUAGAAUGAUGAAUCUCUAUUUCAAAGAUCUUUAUAUUAAUGAUUUCUCAAAACUUGUAUUUACAUAUCUUUUAUUUAUAGAAAAUUGGAUUCUAUUAAUUUGAUCGACUACUACAGAUCUUUUUACCUGAAUUGUCAUAACAUUUAAAAGAUUAGAAAAUAGAUCCAUCAUAUUAUGUAGCGUCUUGGUUCAUAACAUUGUAUUCGAAUGUUUUUUAGUAUAUUCAAAGAUCAGCACUUUUAAAUAUUAUAUGGGAUAUUUUUUUGGCAGAAGAAUGGAAAGGUAUCAAUCUUCUUAUUUGUAUAAGGUUUUUUCAAAACUACAUUCUAUCUCCUUUGGUUGUUAUAGCAACAUUUAUUAAAUUUGGAGUUUGAUGAUAUUCUGCAUUAUCUAGGACAACUUAUAAAAAGUGAAUUUUUUAAUAUUGACAAUGAAAAAGAUUUGAUCAAAUUCAUUUAAAAAUAUGAUAAAACUCUUAAAGAAAAUGAAUCAAUCAAAACAACAAUACUGUAGAAAUUUAGAAUUUCUAAUAGAAUGUUGAAAAACCUGGAUUAGGAAUAUCAUAGCUUUCAAACCAAAUUGAAUUAAAAACUGACUUAAUGUUUGAAAAAAUGA